This is a messenger RNA of Aureobasidium musti, 612 nucleotides long. The record is from the annotation of a GenBank genome assembly. NCBI's taxonomy places the organism in Eukaryota, Fungi, Ascomycota, Dothideomycetes, Dothideales, Saccotheciaceae.
AUGACGACCGACAUAAGCACACCAAGACCAGCUGUCUCUCUCCCAGGCGGCGGCUACUUCAGCGCCUUCGCCGAGGCCAGAGUCGCCGCUCCACCAUCUGCUGUUUACAAGGCUCUGGUUGAUACGUCUUUGAUUGGAAAAUGGAACAACUUUGUAUCUUCUGUCACCAUCGACAAGCGUCCUGGCUCUGAGUCAGAACCGCACGAUGCUCACAUGAAGAAAGAUAUGGUCAUGACCUUCACUGUCCACAUGACUCCUUCCUUGACUACCAGUAGCAAAGAACUGGUUACUCAGGUCGAUGACUGUCCAUCUGAUUCUACACCCGGACACAUCACAUGCAUCCGAUGGAUAAUGGCAAACAAGGAAAACUUCACGCCUAAGUUCUUUCUGGCAGCCGAGAGAGUCAACGAGAUUGAAGAUCUGGGCGACGGAACAUGCAUCUACAGGUCUUGGGAGACUUUCGGAGGUUUGGCGGCUCGUAUUGUGAAAUGGAAAUUUGGGCAAUCCUUGCAGAAGAAUUUUGAGGAUUGGGUGACUGGACUACAGAAAUAUGUUGAGGAGCAGCAGAAGCAGAAAGCAGAACGAGAAAAUGCUGUCGAGAUGGCGGCUUGA